Messenger RNA from Letharia columbiana, 324 nucleotides. RefSeq lists its product as uncharacterized. The transcript is spliced from 2 exons. Bases 1 to 324 code for a protein of 107 amino acids. The record is from RefSeq and is a predicted model, not a curated record. Lineage: Eukaryota; Fungi; Ascomycota; Lecanoromycetes; Lecanorales; Parmeliaceae.
AUGGUGUACAACGAACUUAGACCAGCUCUGUUAUUCCUCACACACGCACUACCUAUCAUCUCCGCACUCGGCAUCAACUGUAGAGGCUCCAUCCUCUGUGGUCGGGCAUCUCUUAGCAACCAACAGUCCGUGGGCAUUAUUCAAAUCCUUCGAGACGUUAUCUGGGCUUCUCCCAUGUCUAACAGCACCACCUAUGCCUCUGGCGACCACGACAAAUACGGCCGCUCGUUGAUGCCAUACUCGAACAUGGAUGUGGGCCUUGCGGCAGCGUUCCUAUUCAUUUCGUGGACCAAGGGAGCAAUGAUCCUAGCGAUGGGAUCCUGA